AUGACUGUACCGGCGUGGAAAUUGGCGUUGCUCGAAAAGAAACACCAACGCGAAGAGGAAGAACGAAAGCGACAAGAGGAGGAAGAAGCCAAACUAGAAAUUAUACCGGCAUGGAAACGGGAUUUAUUACUUAGGAAGCGUUCGGGAGCACAGGUAAAUAGUUGGAGGGUUACGCCAAAAGCCGGAAAUGUAAGUACAACGCACGAUCUAGGUAACAAGACUGUACGAAACUCAGCUGUGAACGUAAAGCCCGGCCCCAGUAUCGGUGUCGGCGUUGUUAGCAAUGUUACAGUCGUUGAUCAUGCAACCACCCAAGAAAAAAAACCUACUGUCGGAAUGCCAAAAGACGAUGGCGUUUCCGAGGAACAUUGUUCGUCAGUGCACGAUAACCCAUUUCUGCGGCAGGAACGUAAACGAUUGAGUUCUGUCGGCGAAGACUCGCUCGCUUCAAAACGAGACAGUGCAGAAAUACACAGCGAGGUCAUUGCCGUCAACAUGAAGCCUAGUAUCAAUACAAAGGCUGCAAAUAAUGCAAAUAAUAAUACAAUACUGAAUAAAACAGAAUCGUCAACAACUGUGCACAAUAACUAUUCCAGUCUAAACAAAACACAUAAGCCCGAAGUUAUUAUCAUUCCCAAGCACAGGCCCGAACAACCUCGUGUUGUGCCGGCAAAACAACCAACAGCACAGAAACUUACCAUGGACAGAAGAAGUCUUUCACCAAGUCCAAAAGAAAAAAGACAGUUCGUAUUUAAAGAUGCAGAACCUGAGUUGAAUGCUGAAACACUGACAAGUCCUGACAAUGAGCAAUUUGAACAUGGACGAGUGAAUAAAUUACUGGGUCUUUUUGGAAAGCCAGCUUCGCAAGAUGAUCUGGUUGUGACCAGGAUGCGGAAAAAUAGCCUAGAUAGGAAUCAUAAAAUAAUGAAACCAGCAGCAUAUAGCAAUAUUGUUAGCAAAGGGUCAAAACAAACAAAAAACCAGGAACAGUCAGAAAAGCUUCCAAUUUCAGUUAAUCAGUAUAAAGAAACUGUAGUUGUAAAUACAACAGCUGGAUAUGAGAAACCUGUUGAUCCACCAAAAGCUGAUGCUCCAAAACCACCUCAAGAACCCAAUAAAUCCCAACUUGAACCAACUCCCAAACCUAGGAAAAAAAAGACUAAAUUAGAUGCCAGUACAAUAAUUAGACUGGAUAAUGAAGAGCCUGCCAACUAUGCACAUCCGCGAGUACUUUCUUUAGCAAGAAAAAAGGAGAAUGAGAAAAAAAAGGAGGAAAGUCAAGAUGUCCGGUCAGUUAAAUUGAACAAGUCUGGUACUAUAUCCAUGUCACAGUUUGAUCAGCAACAAAAUGCUGAAAGUGUUACAAUUCCAGCUAUCAGUAAAAGACAAGCACCCCCUCCUCCAACACAGAUUACGUUUGAAACGCAUGAUCAGCCAUCACAGAAUGCAAGUGCCAACAUAACUAUAGUUACGAAGGAAUCGGCAUCUCCUGGACAAAUAUCAUGGAAUGGAACCAAUGAAGCUGCUAAAACAAAUAAUGACAGCGUGGGAUCAACAUCAGAGCUGGCUGACGUCAGAAAACAAACGAUUACUAUGACACAUGUUGAUAAACAAAUUAAAACUGAAAAACAAACUGAAAGUAAUAGUUCAACAUCUGAAGUAAGAAAGGCUGUUGAGGAGCUCAAAUCUGUAGGUACUACUUUUCAUGUUACGCCAAAAAUACACAAAUUUAAACCUAAAUCCUCGGCACCACCAGUGCCAGAAUCUCAAAAACCGAUUUCUCUGUCGGUGGGUAGUAAACAAAACCACAUAGACUUGUAUAAAAAUGAUGAUACUGACUCUAUUCCUGUCAGUAAUAUUGACGAUUUGUUGACUCCACCAUCAUUGCCUGAGAAGAUGCCAGUCUCUGUUGUAAAUAGUGGAAAUAGCAAUAAAAACCAUGUGACAAAACCUUUUGAAAAUGGUAACACAAUUACUAUUGACGCUAACACUGGAAAAAUAGAAUCCCCUGUGAAGGAAAAAGAAAGCCCAGUUGAGGUUGUGAAAACUCCUCUUCGGAGGUUAGCCGGUGGAAAAGUCAAGAAAGUUCUGACUUACUCAUUCACUGGAGAGAAUGCUGCAACUGGUAAACCUUCUAUGCUCAUCAAAUCCAAAAAUAAUAAGCUUUCAAUCUCCUUCAAUGAUUCGGGGACAGUGAAACAUGUUUAUCCAUCCGAAGAGUCGCUUCUUGAAGAUGACGAGGCUGAUGAUGAAUUUGACACUGAUUACGAUUUUGAUCAAAUCAGACCGGCGCCUAAGGCAACCGAUGAUACACUAAUGGCCAAAGCACCAUUGAAAUCAAACACGGUUCUGCACAGUUCAGGAGGCCUACAAAACUACACCCCAACUUAUUUACAAGACGCUUACCAAAGCAGUUUGGAAAAACGAACGAAUAUACAAGACGCAGAGCCAGAAAAACCAAAAGAAGAAGUUGAUUUUAAUGAUGUUGAAGUCAAGCCCCUUGAUGACAACGAUGCAGAUUAUUUCUCUACAUCAUCAUCAUCUUCUGCAUUGCUCUUCUAACACCCCUAUUAUAAAAUGACGUGGUACAAUUAUCUACAUAAUUGUCAACCUCUUUAGUACAAGUAUACUUUUAAAAUUGCAAGACCAAAAACUACCCAAUCAGGGAACCCUUUACUUGUUUUCAUUGCCCCUGAUUG
Saccoglossus kowalevskii is the source of this 2699-nucleotide messenger RNA. RefSeq lists its product as uncharacterized. Lineage: Eukaryota; Metazoa; Hemichordata; Enteropneusta; Harrimaniidae. The record is from RefSeq and is a predicted model, not a curated record.